Molecule: messenger RNA, 1468 nt
Organism: Homalodisca vitripennis (glassy-winged sharpshooter)
Lineage: Eukaryota; Metazoa; Arthropoda; Insecta; Hemiptera; Cicadellidae
Product: homeobox protein BarH-like 2
Exons: 3
Coding region: 117-1100 (327 amino acids)
Biological process (GO): cell differentiation; regulation of transcription by RNA polymerase II
Cellular component (GO): nucleus
Molecular function (GO): DNA-binding transcription factor activity, RNA polymerase II-specific; RNA polymerase II cis-regulatory region sequence-specific DNA binding
Source: RefSeq, a predicted model, not a curated record
UCUGUCGCGGCGUGAACGUCGUGCGCGCGCACCGCAGAGCUAACCUCACUUCACGUUGUUGUUGUUUGUAGCGAAGUGGAUGCGACCGCCUCCGACGCGAGUGCUGUGAAGUGCCAAUGUUGGUGAUGGACGCCCCUCCGCGGGAGGAUGACUCGCUGUCCUCGGCCAUGAACAACAACCACCACGCCAAGGAGGUUUACCAGUCGUGGCACCCCCAUGUGUACGCGAACCCCCCCAAAACUCCGACCCCCCACAUGAUCUCGGACAUUCUGGGGUGGUCAGGGACUCCCUCGGACCCCCCGGUGGACCGGGACGAACCUCUCAACCUCACUGUCAGGAGCAGAUCCCCACAGCGGCCCUUCAGGGAGCCCGCCACUAACGGGGUAGACAAGGCUGUUAACGGCAGACUCGAAUUUCACCCGAAGGCGGUAAGAAGGGCGGCAUCCGGAGUUAACAAGGAUGGAAGUCCGGCAAAGAAGAAGAGCAAGAAGGAGCCAGUGAUUGGGAAGGCGAGUCCUCCAGUGCUGCCUCCCGUACCCACGACUCCGCUGGCCAGCCCGGGCCUGGGUGGUGCAGAGAGUGACGGUCAUUCCUCGGACGGGGACCGCAAGCGCAAGAAGGCUCGCACCACCUUCACCGGCCGUCAGAUCUUCGAGUUGGAGCGACAGUUCGAACUCAAGAAGUACCUGUCCUCCUCGGAGCGAGCCGACAUGGCCAAACUGCUGGGUGUGACGGAAACUCAGGUGAAGAUCUGGUUCCAAAACCGAAGGACGAAAUGGAAAAAGCACGACAAUAUCAGUAAUGCGGAAGCAGCAGAGCAUAAGCCCCCAGGGACGACGAAACCAGAAACUACAGCGACGCCCGGAGGCAAGAAGUCCGGAGGUAGUAGUGGUGGAGACGGGGAGGGGGAGGAACAGUCAUCUAUGGACGGUUCGGAGAGUUGCUACAGUGUGGACUCUAAACCCCCCUUGCCACCGUCACCCCCCUCGCCGAGCCCCCCUAGCUCAGCUCCCCCACUCCCACUGGUGCCCCCUUCGGUACCACCGGCUCCUCCUAAUUCCUCUACUACGGACCCUCCUCAGGCGACGACCCCAAGCUAACCUACCAGCCCUGUGCAAUCCUCUCUUCUUCCUCUAGGGGUUCUAGCCCAUCUUUUGUAACUAGUGUUGAAGUGAAUUAAACUACAGUAAGCCGAACUUUUAAUAUUCUAACUAUGUGCUGGCAACGGUGUGGAUGCGCUGGAUUUAAAUACGUUUAUCGUUUAUAUUUUUGGAAAAUUAUAAUAUAUACUUUUUUUUCGAAAAAUAACGAUAAUGUAAUUUUGUUAUACACUGUUUAGAUACAAACAAAAAGUUUUCAUUAAAUAUAUGAAAAGUAAAAACCAUGGUAUGUACUAUACGAUUUUAUGUUAAAAUAAAUUCAUCAUCAAAUUAGCACUUUUUAUUACGAAAUGAUUACUGUCAUAUAA